AUUAAGCUGAAACCAGCAUGUAAUUUGGUGCUGUGCAAGUAUCCGCAUGAUAAGCAAACCUGUGAUCUGCGUAUCAAAUCUUUUGCGUAUCCUUUGGAGACUGUUCGUUUCGAGUGGUUUUCGCGUAAAAACGAUGCCAUCGAUAAAAAUCCCGACGUGAAACUGCCUGAGCUCUAUAUAGCCAGAUACGAGCCAACGGCGAUUUUUCGUGUCUUCGAGCCGUCUUCAGACUGA
Messenger RNA from Anisakis simplex (herring worm), 234 nucleotides. The record is from the annotation of a GenBank genome assembly. NCBI's taxonomy places the organism in Eukaryota, Metazoa, Nematoda, Chromadorea, Rhabditida, Anisakidae.